Messenger RNA from Lasiosphaeria miniovina, 1440 nucleotides. RefSeq lists its product as uncharacterized. The transcript is spliced from 8 exons. Gene Ontology annotation, cellular component: cytoplasm. The record is from RefSeq and is a predicted model, not a curated record. The coding region runs from base 1 to 1440 and encodes 479 amino acids. Lineage: Eukaryota; Fungi; Ascomycota; Sordariomycetes; Sordariales; Lasiosphaeriaceae.
AUGGCGCAUUUUGGCAUCCAGCAACAGUCCCACUUCCGUCGGAAUAACCGCCCAUCGGGUGUGCUUGCCGUCCCAGACGUCGCUGUUUUGGCCGGCGCCGGCGGCGGUGACAACAAUGAUGACGGCAACGAGGCCAGCCAGGACGACGGUGUUUUCCCGGCUGUCUUGCAUGACUAUCCGGCCCUCUUCAACGGCCCGCUGACCGAGAAUACCAGCAACAGCUCCAUCAAGGACACCAGCGAAAACAGCUCCCCCAUCAGCGUCAAGCUCACCCUAAAAUCCAACCUCCUGUUCAGCUUCAUAUUCGUUGAGAAUCCUCCAAACCUUGCCGAGUGGCGCCAGAAACUGUUCGACUUGGACGAGACCGUGUUUCUAAGCCAGCAGGAAUAUGACAUGUACUUCCCUUGGAUAGACAAAGUGUAUUCGCAUCAGUCAACACAGCGGUAUAAGCGUAAGUCUUUUGUCUCCCACUACUUCGACUGUCGUAUGAAGGGAAGAGCCCCUGGGACACCCAAGUCUGACGACCCGAACAAGAAGAAGCGGAAGCGGAAUAUACGAGAGUGCAAUCUCUGCGAUGUCAAGAUCAAGAUUUCAGAGUAUCAGACGGAGACCUCCUCAGCCAUGGCGGGCCUCCAGACGGCCGAUGUAGCCGGGGUUGACAGCGAAGCGCUGGCAAAAGCCUUUUCUCGCUUCAAAGACCAAUCAUUUUGGUCCAUCCAGCGUGUCAAUGGAAACGGCACAAAUGGGGUUGGCGACGGCAAACCCUCGAAACACAGACACACUUUGGGAAAGAGUGACGAGAUCAAAAAGUGUAGCGUUCAGCGGUGGCUGGCCGCACGCCAGAAACAUGCCACAAAGAAUCAGAGACCAACGCAGUGGAAGCCAACAGGUAAUGCGGCAGCAACGGCGAGGAAGCACACCAAAGACGGCAAGGAUGAUGAGAUCAAGUUCUAUGCCGCUUGCUUCUGCCCCUUUUCUCAGCGCGUCUGGAUUACACUAGAGGCCAAAGGUCUCGAGUACCAGUACUGUGAGACGGAUCCUUUACGGAGGCCUGCCCAUCUUCUAGAGGAAGACCCCGUGGGUCUUGUUCCCACAGUCGUCAAGGGUGCACCUAGUCCCAAGCCACCUGCCUUGCGGCCAUGCGAUGAGAGUUCCAUAAUCCUGGAAUAUCUAGAGGAGAUUGAUAGCACCGUGUUGCUACAUCCUACAGACGCCAGGCUCAAGGCCAACUGCCGAUUAUGGAUAGAUUUUGAUAUCAUGACGCUUGUCCACGCCGCAGACGAGAAGGGGCUGGACCCCGUCAAGCCCCGACUCACGAUGGCAGGAUGGAUAGAUGCUAUUGAGGACAAUCCACAUGUGCGCAACACGGUGAGCACUGGCAACGUGUAUACUGGCACGGUCGAUCUUGUUUCUCGGGGGUUUUCAUUUCGGGUGGAUUAA